AUGGCGUCCGACUCUGAUUCCAGCGCCGCGGAAGGGGUCAACUCAACCACCACAAAGAAGGUGUCGAAUCGCCGCCAGCCCACAGAUGGCUCUAACAAGAAUGCCCAUUUGCCAAUGCAACCAGGGCCUAGUAACAACAUCAAGCCAGCCACUGGCCAAGGGGAGAGACAGAAACUUCUAAGACGCCAACCCGAGACGGUGCCCCCCGAUCCCUCUGCUAUUAUCGCGGGUGUUCGAAAAUGCAACUGGGAAAAUUUCGUCAACCGGUUCUCCAAGUCAGAGCCAGUCUAUGCUGUUGACGCCCUCGUAGCGGGUGACCAGCUGGGCAAAGAGAUGCUUGACGAGGCCUUCAAGCGCAAGAAUUCCGGCUAUUUUGAAGCUGCCGAUUAUGCGAACCAAGGCAAGGUCAGCAGAAUCUACACAAACUCCACGUGGAUUCAGAGAAUCAGAAUCCAGUCCCCCGUCCUGCUGGAGAUCUUCACCCGCGUCACCGGCUACGUAUGGGGCUCCCAGUCCUACACUUUCAUGAGACCUUUCCAGUAUCUCCAUUAUUUCCAUGACAAGUUCAAGGAAGAGCUCCGGCGGUUGGAGGCGGAGGCUGAGGCCGGAGGAACCAACUGUGACCGCUCGUCCGACUCCUCUGCCGUCAAGAUCGCUCACCAGCACCUGAGAGCCUAUAUCGGCUUUGCCGAGGCGGAACUGCGGCCAGACUAUGAACAGUUCCAUACCCCCAUGUCCAUGUCCAUGUCCAUGUCCAUGUCCACAUCCACAGACGAACCCGGCAAGUCUCCUCCCUCUAGAGUACGGUAUGACGACCUCUGGUAUCUUUUCCGACCCGGCGAUCUGGUCUACCUGUCGGACAAGGCCAGCAAGCGGCUGGUGCAGAACUGGAUCCGUUCCUCCAAGUCGCCCAUCACCUGGAACCCCAACGUGUCGCACCAGUCGAUCAUGCGACAGAAGAUAUGGAGGCUUCACGAGAUAGUCGUACCGUAUGCGGCGCCCACCGCACAGGUCGACCAUGAAGCCGAGAAGACGGACUUCGAGGCCACCAUGUACUAUUUGGACUACGACGGCGUGAGCUACGGCUCCGUCUCUGCCGAGUUCCGCAUACCCCAGUUUGAAAACGAGAAGGACAUCCGCGACCUCGAAUUCUAUCCGAUUCGGUACGCGCCCAAGGCCGAGAAGCUUCUGGAAGAGCGCAAGGCCAUCGGCAGCAUGUUUACCAAGUGCGUCUCCCAGUGGCACAUGUCGUACGAUGGUAUCACCCUGGUGACGGAUCCCAUCGGAUAUCCCGUCCACGAUAGGAACGCCCGCGGCGCCUAUAACCACCAUGCUCAGCCCAAGCACAUCAAUGGGGAUGUCAUCGUCGAUUUCGAUCAAGCCUUCAACUGGGAUCCUACCCUCAAGAACAUCUUCGACGAGCCGGACAUGUGGGACAGUAGGACCGGCCUGAGCAAGACCAGCACGGGUCAAGACCUCAUUACCGUCUGGACGGACGAAAAACGCACCAAGCUCGUAUCGGUGGGCUACGAGGUCAUCGUAAACGGCGACGACAUCGAAGCGCUCCAAGGCCACAGCUACCUGGAGCAGGACAGGUACUUGGGCCCAAGCAAGGACAAAAGCCACGUCCCGGACGGCGAGGACCUGGCUUUGCUCCCCCGCCGCGUCUUCGUCUACUCACUCAAGGAGGGCCGGUUUGCCCCCGUCGACGUUCGGUACAUGAAGCCCAUCGACCACCAACGCGACGGCUUCAGUCACAUCCAGCUCUCCGACGGCCACAAGCGGACCAUUCGGAGCGCUGUCCAGUCACAUCUGAGGAGGAAGGCCAUUGAGAGGACGAUCGAGAAGCAGAGCCACAACGCCCACGGGACGGUCAUUACGCAGGAUUUCAUCCGCGGCAAAGGCAAGGGCCUCAUUCUGAUGCUCCACGGCGAACCGGGCGUCGGGAAGACGGCCACGGCCGAAGCCGUUGCUCAGACCUUCAAGAGGCCUCUUUUCUCCAUCUCGUGCGGGAACCUGAAUGGAAUAUGGAGCGCCGAGGUACGGCUGGAAGAGGUGUUUCGGCUGGCAGAUCUAUGGGACGCCAUCCUCCUGCUAGACGAGGCCGACGUGUUCCUCUCCGCGCGCUCCCCGACAGACAAUCUGGAACGGAACGGUCUGGUAUCAAUCUUCCUGCAAAAGCUGGAGUAUUAUAACGGCAUCCUCUUCCUCACCACCAACCGCAUUGGCAAAAUCGACCAAGCCAUCUCGUCACGGAUUCAUCUCAUACUGCAUUAUAAGCGGCUCGGCAAGCCUGAGGUUCUGAACGUCUUCCGCAUCAACAUCGACCGGCUCCGGCAAGCCGAAAAACAGCAGAGCGAAGUAAGCGGACAGAGACCGCUGCUCCCCGUGGAAAGCGACAUCCUCCAGUUUGCCGCGGACCACUGCGACGCCCACCCCAAGGGCAAGGGCGCCUGGAACGGCCGGCAGAUCCGAAACGCCUUCAUGAUCGCGGCGGCCAUGGCACGAGACGAGGCGGAGCAGCAACCGCCCGAGUUCCAGCCGCAGCUGCGGUACUGGCACUUCAAGCAGGUCGAAAAGCUGAUGGGGGAGUACACGAGGUUCCGGUCCCGCGUCCUGGGGAAGGACGACUCCCAGCGCGCGCUGCUCAACGAAGAGCGCGACGACGACUACGAGGAGGAGGAGAAUGCGGAGGAAAGAACGACGCCCCAUCGUCCUGUGCAUGUGCAUGUUGGUGGUGGUCAUCGAGGCUCGUCGCCUGACGCGAGGGCGAGGGCGAGGGCGAGGCCGCGGAUCUCGUUUUCGGGCGGUUCACCUCACGCACCGCACCUCACGUACCAAGCGGCUCACAUGCACGAGCAAGCGCACCUCCAGGUGCACUACGGAGGUGAAAUGGCAGGCCGGCAGCCCGCUGCACCGGAACGUGCGGACUCCCCCGGUUACUCGCCGUUCCCGUCGACCCCUCAAGCUACCUUCGCCCCUAGCUACGGCUACGGCCAGCCCUCUUCGGUCUCUCCUCAUCCUCCUCCACCGUCCUCACAUGCACAGCAGUUUCUUUGA
Messenger RNA from Sodiomyces alkalinus F11, 3060 nucleotides. RefSeq lists its product as hypothetical. The coding region runs from base 1 to 3060 and encodes 1019 amino acids. The record is from RefSeq and is a predicted model, not a curated record. Gene Ontology annotation, molecular function: ATP hydrolysis activity; ATP binding. NCBI's taxonomy places the organism in Eukaryota, Fungi, Ascomycota, Sordariomycetes, Glomerellales, Plectosphaerellaceae. The transcript is spliced from 2 exons.